AUGAUCCAGCCACGCCGACCGAUCAGAAUCGCCAAUGUCAGUGGCUGCACCGGUGAUGGACCCCUCGCGCUCAGGAGAGCUGUGCGCGAGGGACCGGUCGAUGUGAUCACGGCCGACUAUCUUGCCGAGGCCAACAACGCAUGGCUCGCCCUCGAAAAGCAGCAAGACCCCAACAAGGGCUAUGAGCCGGGCUUCCUCCGCCAGCUGGACCGUGAGACGGCUCACAUCAUCGCCAAAAAUGGCAUCAAGGUCGUGCACGACGGCGGUGCGCUGAAUCCCGAGAGCAUGGCCCGCGAGAUCAGGGCGCUGCUCCAUUCGUACGGCGUGACGGGCCUCAAGAUCGCCUACGUCGAUGGCGACAACGUCAUGGGCAUGCUGGAGCAGCUCAAAGCGCCUGGUAGGGCCGCCAAGCACCUUGACGUCGAGGGCAGGACGCUCUCCGACAUUGACAAGCCGGUGCUGAGCGCGAAUGCCUACGUCGGCAUGGGCGGGAUCGUGGCCGCGCUGAAGUUGGGCGCCGACAUGGUCAUCUGUGGGAGGUGUUGCGAUGCGAGCCCUGUCAUGGGAGCCGCGGCAUGGUGGCAUGAUUGGCCAGAGACUGACUACGACCGACUGGCCGGUGCACUCAUUGCUGGACACAUUAUUGAAUGUGGAUGUUAUGCCACGGGCGGUAACUUUUCUGGUUUCAAGCAUAUCCCAAACAACUACGACCAGGGCUUUCCCGUUGCCGAGAUAGCAAACGAUGGCACCUUUGAUAUCUUGCUGCAGGAUGGGGCGAGGGGGCUGGUCAGCAAAGAUACAGUCACCGCGCAGCUGGUGUAUGAGAUUCAGGGGCCAUUUUACCUCAACCCAGACGCUGUCGCGGAUUUGCGAGGGGUCAAGAUCAAGGCGAGUGGGAAGAACCGUGUCACCGUCUCUGGAAUAACAGGCUCACCACCCCCGCCGACGACCAAGCUUGCCAUUUGCACACUGGCCGGCUACCAGCUCGAGAUUUAUCUCUUUGCGUCUGGGCUCGACAUAUCCGAGAAGCUGGCCUCGCUCCGUAGGCAGCUGGACGAGAUCAUCCAAAACAAGGCCGACUACACCGUCCUCCGCGUCGACCAGUAUGGAGUCCCCCAGCAUGAUGCCCCCACCGAAGCUCUGGCGACGUGCACGUUUCGUGUCUUUGCACAGGCGGACCGUGCCGAGACGCUGGCCACACUUCCUCGAACGAUCGGGGGUUAUACCGUUCUAGGUGGAUAUUGCGGAAUGCACAUGUGUCUGGAUGUGCGCAUGCUCCAACCCAGACCAUACGUCGACUACGAGCCCUUCCUGAUCCCCUACACCGAGGUGACCCUCCGAGUUACGGUCGACUCGCAGCCGCCCACGACCGCACGGCCACCUCCGAGGACCCAGCCAUUCGCAGGCCAAAUCUCAGUCGACUCCCGCGAGCCGCACCGCGCCCUCUUGCACGGCCCGACGGCGCGCGCGCACCUGGGCACGCGGGUCCACGCGCGGUCCGGCGACAAGGGCUCCAACGCAAACGUCGGCUUCUGGGUGCUCGAGGACGACGAGUACGAGUGGCUGCGCUCGUUUCUGUCGAUAUCGCGGCUGCGGCUGCUGCUGGGCGACGAGGACCGCGGCUGGGAAAUUGAGAGGUUCGAGAUCCCGGGCCUCAGGUGCGUUCACUUUCGAGUCAUUGGGAUCCUGGAUGGGGGGAUCAGUUCCACUUGGAGGCAGGAUGGGUUGGCUAAGAGUUUUGGGGAGUUUUUGCGUAACCAUCAGCCAUCAGAAAGCAGUGCAAUGGAGAUUCAAUGCACGGAUUUUCCCAUCGUAACGACGCGGCCUGUCCAGUCCUUUAAGGACUCGCAACUCGGGGAACGGGUCGCGCAGUUUGCUUCGAAGUAUGCCUCGGCUUUGACCUCAAAUAAGCCGUUGCGGGAGAAGCCACGCGCGGAUUGUGACAAGUAUCGCGACUCACAGGAGCAAGUAAUGAAACAUUGGAGAGGAUUUUUCCAUGAUGUCGUGCACAAGCUUCAGCCGGACGUUGAUCCGGACGAGAUCUGGCUUGAUCUGUGUCGGGGAGGCCUCCCAGCAUGCAAAGCGAUGGAUUACUGCAAAUGGUUCCUCGAAGACUAUAUUGCCCAAUCCGCGCGAGAAGUUUGGUCCGACGAGUCCGACGACAUGGAUAUCGAACGGUCGAUAAAAAGGAAUCUAAGCGUUUCGGCUAUAUGGAGAACUUUAGUAACAGCGGUCGAUAACACGAUACUUUAUCGGAAAAGGCAAACCGUCGACGGCGAAGAGGCGCAUCGAUGGACCCUCAUGUAUUCUGAUAGCCAGAAGAAGCGGGGAUCGGGACCAGUAGCCGAUAUUUCGAAUUGGAUAAAAACGGAUUUGACUGUUGAGUACGAUCUCGUUCAGGAGCAAACAUUCAAGAAGGUCGGGGCGACUUCUGUGGAUGCCCUCGUCCUAUUGAGGGCGCUGUGGGUGAGCGCAGAACACAUUCCUUGCAGCCGCCAGGAUCGAGUCGACUUCCACAAGGCAUUCCUCGUGAUGCGCACAGGCGGUUUUCGCCCUGGCUGUGCAAUUUACGACCAAGCUUUUGCCACCUCAACGACUUCCCUCGAUGACCUAACACGACCCAGGAACGAUCAUUACGUCAAAAUGCGCUGGAAGAAGGAGAUGCUGGAUCGGGAAAUAAUUCAGAUAGAUUAUGCCACCUUUCUCAGGGGGUUUCACCGUUUGGUUCUUGUGGCUGGUGCUCGCGAAAAAAUAAGGCCGUAUGCAUUGCGAGUCGGUGCAGGCGCCGACCUCGACAAGGCUCUCACCUCUGCCCAGCGAAACUAUGUGCUAUCAAACUCUACCUCGAUAUUCGAAAAAAACUAUCAGCCAAGGGCCGUAAGCUUUGACCUGAUGAAGAUCACAUUCGGGGACCAUGCUGGAGGUGACGAGACCGAGGAACUGUUGAAGCUUACGCACAACAUGUCCUUCACGUGGAACAAAAAUGCACCGAUAUACCCUACCCAGGAAGAUGUCGCUUCCUUCGAACAGAAGCCCCGCAUACGCGCUUACCGUGCCGAGUAUGCCAGGCUCAAAGUUGAUCCCUCGCCAGAGGCCCAAAAGCAGGCAAACCGUGUGCAGUCGCGUAUAAGCAAAUCGAUAGACAUAUUGUGCAAGCUGAGAGUAGCGCGGAGGAGAAAGGAAUUCUGGGAGGAUUCAGACGGACGCAACGCAGAUGGAAAAAGAACAGACGAUAUGCCAAAUCAACACAUCAACCCGCGGAAAGCACGGCAUCAAGAUUCAAUGACAGCCGCCACGCAGAUUGGACAAAUACUGUGCCAAGAUGAAGUCGGAUCCACAGAGUUCAGCAAUUCGCUGCUCAACUUUCUCCGCUGUGAAGACGAUAGCAUUGCGACACUUUGUGAGGGGCUCGAGUCACCACAGGCACCAAUGCCUACCUGUCUCCUAUGCAAAACCACUUUUACAGACAGGAGAAACAUGAUACGACACAACGUUAAUAAGCAUCAAGCUCAAUUUGAGAAGCCUUUCGACUGUCCCAGUUGCAAAAAUCCUUAUACCAUCCAGGGUGCUGACGACUGGUAUCAGCACGUCUUUUAUUUCCACGGCAAGCAGAACGCUGCAAGAUGGCCGCUUGUGAAGAAAGAAGCCGACACGGCCUCGACGCUACUCACAUGCGACCGACUAGCUGGUUCAAAACAUAUAUGUUGCUUAUGUGGCCAUGAUUACAACUCGAAGAAGAAUCUAACACGGCACAACUUAGAAACGCACCACCGGGAAGGACGGUUUGACAAGCUUUUCGACUGUCCUGCAUGCAGCAUUAUCAACAAUGAAAAAAGGGAAAUAAACAAUGCCGCAGAAUGGAGCAGCCACGUCGCAAGGGUUCACGGCGAGCAUAACGCCCCGGCGCUGCCAAAAAGCAAUAUUGACUUCAAACGGAACCGGGAUGGGUGCAAAAAGAGUGACAAGCCAGAGUUAGAGGGGAAAGAUGCGAACCACAACGUACAAACGGUGGUCCCCAGAAAGAAAAGGCGAACCGAUAAGGGCCAAUUGGAAAUAUACAAAGGCAAAAAAGCCUUGUGCCUGCUUUGCGGAUGGAUCACGGCUCCUGGACGGUUCUUCUCCACGCAUCUUGGCAAAAAGCACGGAAAGCAGUUUGAGUCACCAUUUUCUUGCCCAAGAUGUUUGGAGUCGGGUCGCGAAGUGCGCAUUUCUUGCCGGUUUGGUUGGACGUGUCACGUGUCGAAGGAACACGGUGGGGACAACGGCGCUAUGCUUGUUGAUGCUGGUGAAAGCAACGACGGAGUCGGCCGCCGUUUGAAGUCGGAUGUUGAGAUGCCCAAGCAGGCUGAGGCUAUAUCGGGUGGCAAGGGAGCUUUGCUUGAGCCAGGCAUCCCGGAUACCCUCAUUGAUCCCGUUAUUUGA
Molecule: messenger RNA, 4422 nt
Organism: Pyricularia pennisetigena
Lineage: Eukaryota; Fungi; Ascomycota; Sordariomycetes; Magnaporthales; Pyriculariaceae
Exons: 11
Coding region: 1-4422 (1473 amino acids)
Source: RefSeq, a predicted model, not a curated record